AUGCACAUGUUCCUAGAUGCCUGGAUAGAGCCAGUAAUGCAUUGGCGGCUGCCUACUUCAUGGCGGACUUUAGAAGAUCAAGUAGAUUUCUGGAUAGGGAGGAUGAAUGGACGAAUGGAGGCUGAGUUGUCCACAGCACGAGGACACAACAAACCAUUCCACUCCACGCCAUUCUCCGCCACACUACCACCGCCUUUCACCCGCCUAGCCUCGAGUGUUGGUUCAUCCUCCUCCUCCGGGUCUAAACGUGGCAGGGGGAGACAGGGGGUUCUAGGACAGCAGCACUACUCACUCACCUCCGUCACCCCUGCCACCACCACCCCUGCCACCACUAGUAACAGCAGCAGAGGCACAGAACGUUUCAGGACACCACAAACAGGACGCUCCCCAAGGUCUCCAAGCUCAGUGUUCAGCCGUACCAGUUCAGGACCCAGCAGGACGCCAGGAUCUUGUAGGAGUAGCAGCAGAAGGACUCCCAGCUCGGUGUGUGGUACCAGGACGCCAGGGUCAGUGUGCAGGACGCCUCUUGUGCAGCAGGACCCCUUGCCUUCUACUAUUGUUGGCGUGGUGGAGGGACGAGGGCAGGCGCAGGGGGAGGUGGGCGUGGCGGCGGUGGAUCUGCGGCGCCCACACCUCACCCUGGCACAGUUCUCGGACACUCACACAUACACCCACACCCUCACCAAACUAGGCCUUCUCAACCCGCUGGAGGUGGUGGUGGCGACAACAGCAGCGCGGCCUGAGAGUGAGGUGGGGCUCGGGGGGCGUGGCAGCAGGGGCCUUCUGAGGAUGGUGCAGGAGUGUCUUCCGGACGUGUCAGUCACCGCCAUUCACCGCAAGUACUUUAACGACGCCCGCGGUCUGGCCACCAUCAAGCACCUGGCGGCCCCACACUGCGCCUUCGUGGAGCGCCAGGUGGCCAACAGGUACUACAGCUUGGCGGCUGCGGCGGCGGUGAUGAAGUACGUGGAGCAUGUACAGCACAUCACCUACGCCCCGCACAGCCUACACGUCGAGCUCACUUCCUCCGAGGACACUAUGACUCUGGACUUCUGGUCGUGGCGUGCCCUGGAGGUGGUGAGGAGUCUACACGGGGAAUGGCAGGACUCUCUCUUCGGUGCCCUGAGACACACACGCACUCCUGCAGGCACGAGGAAGCUCCGGGCGACCCUCCUGCAGCCCUUCUCAGACCCCCGCACCAUCAACGCUCGCCUGGACAGCCUGCAGUACCUCGCCCAGCACCAGGACCUCUUCCACACCCUCCAGUCUAUCCUGGGGCGGUUCCCUGAUAUCGACUGGUUGCUGUCCAUGUGCGUCCAGGUGCCCAAGGAGGACACGGAACAGCGGUGUGAGCAGCGUCUUAACUACAUCAUUGGCCUCAAGAACACACUAGAGCUCUUGGAACCUCUCGGCCUGGCGCUGGUGGAGGUUGAUGAUCCCUUCCUUGUCUCCAUUCGUGAGACACUGGGGCGGGAGGAGCUGCAGGCGCUACUCGAGGUGUUGCGGGGAGUGUUGCACGAGGAUGCCAGGCUGGUGAAGGGCGCAGCAGCCAUGAGGACACUCCGCUGCUACGCUAUAAGGAGUGGAGUGAACGGUCUGCUCGAUGUGGCCCGCAAGAUUUACUCCGAGAUUAUUGAUGAUAUUACUGAGAGCGUGACGGCAGUGGGGAACCAACACAAGCUCCCUGUUCGCGUGGGUCACAAUGCAGCUCUUGGCUUCCACAUCACCAUCCCAGUGUCUAAGAACCAGACCCCAACCCUCCCACCCUCGUUCAUCAAGGUGCAGCGCGGGCGGGGCCAACUCACCUGCACCACUGAACUCGUGUACCAGUUGGACCAGCGCGCCAGGGACACCGUCAGGGAAAUUCUCGUCAUGAGUAACGUGAUCGUACAAGAGGUGUUGGGAGAGGCACGGGGGAAGAUUGGUGUGCUUCAUGACUUAGGGGAAGCCGUGGCCACGCUAGACCUGGUGGUGGCGUUGGCUCAUGUAGCUUCCCUGGGAGCUUGGGUGCGGCCUGAGUUCUCCCGUACUCUGGCGAUACGCGGGGGCCGGCACCCUAUCCUGGACCUGCUCUCCCCCUCGCCCCCUGUUCCUAAUAACUCGUUCCUGAGCCCGGGCAGCCUGCUAAUGGUGGUGACGGGUCCUAACAUGAGCGGGAAGAGCACUUACCUUCGUCAGAUCGCCCUCAUACAGGUGCUUGCCCAGAUCGGGAGCUUCGUGCCUGCGGAGAUGGCGUCACUGCGUCCGGUAAAGAAAGUGUUCACCCAUCUCAGCUCCGAGGACCAUCCGGAGGGCAACGAGUCUACCUUCCAAGUACAGAUGAACGAGGUGGCUCAUAUGAUGGUGAGCACGGACGAGAGGGGGAGAAGAGGAGGAGGAUCAGGCGGCGAAUUAGCAGGAGCAGGGGCUGAUUCCCUUGUGCUGCUGGAUGAACUGGGCUCCGGGACGUCACUGGAGGAGGGUGGUGCCUUGGCGUGGGCAGUGGUGGAGGCGCUGAGCCAUGUCGGUGCCACAACUAUCCUGGUGACACACACGCUCUUCCUCACUCGUCUGGCCACCCUCUACCCCAAUGUUACCAACUACCACCUGGAGAGCCUGGAGGGGCAGGGAGGACGGCUGCAUCUUACCCACGUGGUGAAAAAAGGCGUGACUCGCACCACACACUACGGCCUGUCCCUCGCCGUCCUCACGUCCUUCCCUCAGCCACUCCUGCAGCGCGCCCACCAGCUCGCACACUCCAUGGCCCCGCCCACUCAGAUGAGCGUGGUCGAUGACAAGGAGGCGGAGGAUGGGCGCCAUGCAGUGUACCGGCUGGCCCACCGUCUCAUGGCCCUGGCGAGCACCCUACCUAACCUCACCAACACCACCAGUGCCUCUAGAGCGCCUUUGGACACAACACACGCAGACACACUUGAUGGCUCACGUGUAGCGCCGUCCUCGUCCUUCCACAUGUCAGAACGUGUUGAGGGCGCUGACACCAAGACGCCGUGUGAUAUGUCUAGCCAAGGCUCCCUACGGACGACAAAUCCCGAUGUACCAAAUGCUCCACUGGUACCUUAUAAUCUCUCCUCCAACACUAACGCAUCUUCUGACUCUAUACCAGCCUCCGCUACCAAUGCAGGACAUACCAGUCACUCCAUGCAAGGCCGAGGGAAUACAGUGAGUGCACGGGCGAGUUCGGAGAGUCUGGAAAGCCAAGGGACGGAGGAGCUCAGGGGACAACUCGAGGCGCUACGUAAGGAAUUCCUGGGGCGAGUGUCAGGCGUGGCUGUGGUGCGGGGCGAAGCGGGGCAGAGGUGUGGGGAGCCGCGGCCGUGCUGA
Portunus trituberculatus (swimming crab) is the source of this 3321-nucleotide messenger RNA. RefSeq names its product mutS protein homolog 4-like. The record is from RefSeq and is a predicted model, not a curated record. Gene Ontology annotation, biological process: reciprocal meiotic recombination; mismatch repair. NCBI's taxonomy places the organism in Eukaryota, Metazoa, Arthropoda, Malacostraca, Decapoda, Portunidae. Gene Ontology annotation, cellular component: nucleus. Gene Ontology annotation, molecular function: ATP-dependent DNA damage sensor activity; mismatched DNA binding; ATP binding.